Messenger RNA from Culicoides brevitarsis, 4066 nucleotides. RefSeq names its product muscle M-line assembly protein unc-89-like. The coding region runs from base 501 to 3812 and encodes 1103 amino acids. The record is from RefSeq and is a predicted model, not a curated record. Gene Ontology annotation, cellular component: plasma membrane. The transcript has 4 exons. Gene Ontology annotation, biological process: homophilic cell-cell adhesion. NCBI's taxonomy places the organism in Eukaryota, Metazoa, Arthropoda, Insecta, Diptera, Ceratopogonidae.
GUGUUGUCGUUUUGUUUUGGGAUUCCUCGAUUUCUGUUCUAAUUUUGUUCCGUCGAUGACGAAUUUGUCGAAUCGAGGGCGUUGUCGUGCCCCUGAAACGGAUUUAUUCUUAGCCCACAGAGUCGAUGAUCGCUCGUAAUUGGAAUGUGAUAACACGAGAUUGUCUAAAAAUGUUCAAAAAAGUGUUCAUCGACCCAUUUUCUCGUCAUUCAAAUGUAAAUACGUCGAUGAUGAAUGAAAUGCUUGUCCCUGAACUUGUUAUUUAUUGUUGUCUUAUCGCUGAUUGGGAGAGAGUGUUCCUUAAAAUAAAUUACUCUCGCUGUACGCACCCGGUGCUCGAUUCAUCGUUGGAUAAUUUGAUUUUGAUUCGUUGCCAAAUCUUUGAGAAAAUCUUAAUCAACAAUCCUUCUGCUUCCGCAACGUAUAAAAGUAGCAACAGACGCCUGCAAUAAUUUUAGUUUCGUUUUGAUUGCUCGCGAGAUAAGAAGAAGAUAAGUGCGAUGGUUCAACAAUCAUUGCUUUCAACGUCAACUGCGAAUGCGGAUCAUUCGCUCGCUGUGUGUGACACACAUCGCAAACUUUAUUUCACGCUCGAACUGAAAGACGUGCAAGCCAAACAAGGCACUUCGGUGAAAUUAACGUGUUCUGUGACAGGAUUCGAUCCCGUUUUCAAAUGGUACAAAGAUGCUCGUCCCCUUUCGUGGAACACAAAUUGCUUGAACAUGACAAAAGGCGUCAUUGGAACCGUUCGUCUUGCUCGUUUAACGCCUCAGGAUGCGGGCGAAUACAAAUGCAUCGUACAAAAUGCUCACGGCGACAUCGAGACAAAAUGUCACCUUGAAGUGUUGCCGAAUCCGGAUAUGCCGCUUGUUCGACCGCGUUUCGUGAAUGUCACGGACUACUAUGUUUAUCAAUUUGACGAACUUGUGUUGGCGUGUCGCGUUGAUUCCGUUGCCGAGCCUGUCGUUAAAUUCUACAAAGACGGAAAUCAUUUGCACUUGAACGGCGGCAGGUAUUCGCAAACUGUCGAAGAGAAUGAUACGUUACAUUCGUUGGUUAUUUCGCAUCCGAAUCACGAAGAUAGCGGCUUGUACACGAUAAAAGUGAAAAAUGAUGCAGGCGAAGAAACGCAAGUGCAUCGAAUUGAAUUCUUGGGACGUGAAUCACACAAAAAGAUGGGCGAAGAGAAAAUUACGAUGCCAACGCAUCGUCGUCGAAGGAAAAAUAGUCAAGAGGAACAACAGCGAGACUAUGCCUUUGAGAGAUUAUUGGAAAAACGUGAGCAAUACAAAAAGGCGAAAGCUCUUGGCGCGAAUUUGCCUCAAAAUGAAACGCCCGAAGACGAAGGAGAAAAAGAACCUGAACCAGAGAAACUCACGAGAGCUCAACGACGCGAACGAGAAAAACUUGAAGCUCGAAAUCACUUAUUUUUCGAAGCAACUCUCAAAGAUGUCAUCCAAAUGGAAGGAACAACUGUGAAAUUCGUGUGUUCUGUUUGCGGACCUGAUCCAACAUUCAAAUGGUUCAAAAACAACGAACCAAUAAAUUUCACAAAAACCUUAAAAAAUGACUCAAAAUUGAAUGUUGGUUCGAUAACUAUUCAAAAUGUCUCUUCCAAAGAUGCGGGCACGUAUAAAUGUGAAGUUUCAAACAAAAUGUUCACGAUCGAGUCUGAAGCAAAAUUGACAGUUUUACAAAUCGAAGAUCCAAAUUGCGAGCCUCCGACCAUCACACGAGCAAUAAAGGAAUAUUACACGUCGGUAACGGAUGAUCUCGUACUCGAAAUUCGUGUUCGUGGAAAUCCUCGUCCCAAAGUUCAAUGGAUCAAGGAUUGCUUGGAAGUAGAUAAUCCCGAAUAUUUCGCGCCGGGAAAGUUUUUGCCGAUUCGCGAGGCAAAUGGCGUCUACAAAUUAGCAAUUCACGAUCCACAGCGAGGAGAUUCGGGACGUUAUGUGUUUAUGGCGUCGAAUCCCGGAGGAAAAGUUGACAUUGCGCACGAUGUUAAAGUUAAACCAAAGACGGAAUAUGCUCAUGUACAUGGAAUUACAUAUGCUGAUGUGAAACAGAAGAAAAUUAAGGAAAAUAUUGCCGAACGAAGAAAAUCACAAUUGGAGCAAAUUUCAAGUAUGGUUGCAAAAGUGCAAGAAAAGAAGGAAGAAAUCAAAGAAGAAACCGGCGAAGAUGGGGAAACGCAAGAAAAACGUAAACCUGAAAUUCCCGAAGAUCCGAAAUUCGCCAUCAAACUCUUGAGUAACUUGAAGAACGUUUGUGUGCUUGAAGGAGGACAAGCUCGUCUUGUGUUUUCUAUCGAUGGAUAUCGUCCCGAAUGCAGAUGGUUCAAAGAUGACGAGCCUUUGGAGUUCUCGGGGAACGUUAAAAACAUCUCGAAAGACACAAUUGGCGGCUUGACAAUCCAAAAAGUUGGCGUUAGUGACGAAGGAUUGUACAAAUGUUACAUUUCAAAUCGUUUCUGUGAGAUUUCCACACAGGCACGUGUCGAAGUCAUCCGAAAACCCGAAGAAAAAGGACAACCUCCGAUGUUUACACGUAAAAGGCAUUAUUAUGACGUCACUGUCGAUCAACUUAUCAUGGAAGUACAAAUCAGCGGAUUACCUUUAACUAACAUGAUUUGGUACAAGGAUUGUCGCGAAGUUGUCAAUAACGAGAAAUAUCUUCUGACACGCGAGCCAAAUGGAAUUUACAAACUUUGUAUUGAUUCGCCGGUUCGACGAGAUUGCGGCACGUACGUCGUUCAAGUCGAAAACGCUUAUGGAUUCGAGCAACUGAAACACGAAAUCGAGUUUUGGGACAAGAAUGACUUUGUUCAUGCGAAUCGCGUUGAACAUGCCGAUCCAAAGAAGAAAUGGAAGAAAAUGGAAACUGUUCCUGUCAAACGAAAUGAACUCAUUUACGGAGAUGAAACUGCUCAAGAAACGACAAAACAAGAAUCAAGCUCUCAGAAACGUUAUCGCCCAUUUGAAAUGCCUCCGGAAAUGAGUCGAGCGGAAAAGAAGAAGCAACAAUACAAGCUUGAAUUUAUCACAACGUUACGGAAUCACACUGUCGUUAAAGGAAGUAACAUUAAAUUAUCUUGUUGCACAUCGGAUGCGGUUAAAUUAAAAGUUUCGUGGACCAAAGAUGGCGAGCCAAUUGAAAAAGACAUUCGCAUACGAGAAAAUCUCACGAAAGAGGGAUUUUGCACACUCGAGUUAUUGAAAGUCACGCCAGAUGAUUCGGGAGUUUACGAGUGCAUAGCGAAAACACCGCAAGGCGAAGCAAAAACUCGAAGCACAGUGAAGGUCUAUGAGCUCGAAGCUCCAACAGCUGUUGAUGCACCGCCCGUUUUAGUUACGGGCUUCGUAGACUAUUAUCGACCUGCUUUCAAUGAUAUUGUGAUAGAAUGCAAAAUUACGGGCUCUCCAAAACCUCGUAUCAAAUGGAUUCGUGAUGGAUUGACUGUCGAAUUUGCCGACAAAUACGAAUAUUAUUACAAAGAUGAUGGCACUUGUACACUUGUUGUGAAUCGUCCUCGCAUGAUUGAUUCGGGCAAAUAUAUUCUCAUUGCGAAAAAUUCUGCGGGUGAAUUAGAACUCACACACGAAAUGGUAUUCGAAGGGUAUCAAGAGCUCGCGAAACCCAAAAAAAUCUACACAAUCGAGAUUGAGAACGAAACCAAGCCAAGAGUUUAUCCAAGACCCAAAGAACCAACGCCCGAACCUGUUGUUGAAGCUCCCGUUGAAGCAGAAGAAGAAGUUGUCGUCGAAGAAGAAGAAGUCGUCGAAGAAUUUGUUUCCGACGAAGAAGACGACUAGAUUACCUGAGUGAACGUGAAAAAACAAAGAAAUUAUCACAAUAAUUAGUCAGCUUUGUACGUCUCUGUGUGUAUGCACAAUCAAUUAGAGAAGCAAACAGCAGAUAACGAGUAGUACGGAAAUGUCCUUCUGUGCGUUCAAUUUACGUUCUAAUAUCGAACGAUGACCAACGAAGCACGAAAUUCCUUCCCGUGUUGAUUUUAUAAUUUUUUUCUUAAUAAAUAUUUUUAAUUACUCACACUAAAACUUCCUCA